AUGAUAUAUGUCCUCAGAAAUCCAAGAGAUGUUCUUGUGUCUGGUUAUUUUUUCUGGAAUAAGACCAAUCUUGCCAAGAAUACAGAGUCACUGAGAACUUAUUUUGAAUGGUUUCUCAAAGGAAAGGUGCCAUAUGGAUCAUGGUUUGAGCACACUCGUGGCUGGCUGUCCAUGAGAGAAAGUGAAAACUUCCUGCUACUGUGCUAUGAAGACUUUAAAAAGGACCCAAGGAGAUCAAUAGAGAAGAUCUGUGACUUCCUAGGAAAGAAAUUAGAUCCAGAGGAGCUGGAUAUGGUCCUCAAGUACAGCUCUUUCCAUGUCAUGAAAGAAAACAAAAUGUCCAAUUUUAGUCUCCUCAAUGAAGAUGUGGUAAAUGAAGGUUUUGUCUUCAUGAGAAAAGGUACAACUGGGGACUGGAAGAAUCACUUUACAGAAGAGCAAGUUGAAGCCUUUGACAAAGUAUUCCAAGAAAAUAUGGCUGGUUUUCCUCCAGGGCUUUUUCCAUGGGAAUAA
Messenger RNA from Cricetulus griseus (Chinese hamster), 513 nucleotides. The record is from RefSeq and is a predicted model, not a curated record. NCBI's taxonomy places the organism in Eukaryota, Metazoa, Chordata, Mammalia, Rodentia, Cricetidae.